Messenger RNA from Corythoichthys intestinalis (scribbled pipefish), 2225 nucleotides. RefSeq names its product signal recognition particle 54 (gene srp54). The coding region runs from base 245 to 1759 and encodes 504 amino acids. Gene Ontology annotation, biological process: SRP-dependent cotranslational protein targeting to membrane; SRP-dependent cotranslational protein targeting to membrane, translocation. Lineage: Eukaryota; Metazoa; Chordata; Actinopteri; Syngnathiformes; Syngnathidae. The record is from RefSeq and is a predicted model, not a curated record. Gene Ontology annotation, cellular component: signal recognition particle, endoplasmic reticulum targeting; cytosol. Gene Ontology annotation, molecular function: endoplasmic reticulum signal sequence receptor activity; 7S RNA binding; GTPase activity. The transcript is spliced from 16 exons.
ACGAGCGGAAAGAAUUAGCAGCUGUGACGAAGGGACGCACAAAAUCAGCAAAUGAUGCCUUGUGACGCUGCAUUGCUGUUGCCAUGGUGAUGUGCGGAUGUUGAGAAUAACUUUUUUUCAUAGUACAGAAAAGUGCUGGAACCCUAACCUUGGCAGCUGACCUGGUCUGUCGAACAUCAUCGCCACCCAUUUCGGUACUUGCGGGUCGAACUGAGCGUGCUCGCACGCAACAUCAGGUGUCAUCAUGGUACUGGCCGAUCUGGGCCGCAAGAUCACAUCAGCACUGAGGUCGCUCAGCAAUGCCACCAUCAUCAAUGAAGAGGUCCUCAACUCCAUGCUGAAGGAGGUGUGCGCUGCCCUCCUGGAGGCUGACGUGAACAUCAAGCUCGUGAAGCAGCUGCGAGAAAAUGUCAAGGCCGCCAUUGACCUGGAGGAAAUGGCGUCCGGUCUGAACAAGAGGAGGAUGAUCCAGCACGCUGUCUUCAAGGAGCUGGUCAAGCUGGUGGACCCAGGUGUGAAGGCAUGGACACCGGUCAAAGGGAAGAAUAACGUCAUCAUGUUUGUCGGCCUGCAGGGCAGCGGCAAGACCACCACUUGCUCCAAGUUAGCGUAUUACUACCAAAGAAAAGGCUGGAAGACGUGCCUCAUCUGUGCCGACACCUUCAGAGCAGGUGCUUUCGAUCAGCUCAAACAAAACGCCACCAAAGCCAGAAUACCCUUUUAUGGCAGUUACACAGAAAUGGACCCGGUGGUGAUUGCGGCGGAGGGCGUGGAGAAGUUCAAAGGCGAGAACUUUGAGAUCAUCAUCGUGGAUACGAGCGGACGCCACAAACAGGAAGACUCGCUGUUUGAGGAGAUGCUGCAAGUCUCCAACGCUGUGCAACCUGACAACAUCGUCUACGUGAUGGACGCAUCCAUCGGCCAGGCCUGUGAGUCUCAGGCCAAAGCCUUCAAGGACAAAGUGGACGUGGCGUCAGUCAUCGUCACCAAGCUGGACGGACACGCCAAAGGAGGCGGAGCUCUGAGCGCUGUGGCGGCCACCCGGAGUCCGAUUAUCUUCAUCGGCACGGGCGAGCACAUCGACGACUUUGAACCCUUCAAGACCCAGCCGUUUGUCAGCAAACUGCUCGGCAUGGGCGACAUUGAAGGGCUGAUUGACAGAGUCAACGAGCUGAAGUUGGAUGACAAUGAGGAGCUGAUUGAUAAACUCAAACACGGCCAGUUCACCCUCAGAGACAUGUACGAACAGUUCCAGAACAUCAUGAAGAUGGGACCCUUCGGACAGAUCAUGGGUAUGAUUCCUGGCUUCGGAACAGACUUUAUGAGUAAAGGGAAUGAGCAGGAAUCCAUGGCCAGACUGAAGAAACUCAUGACCAUCAUGGAUAGCAUGAACGACCAAGAGCUGGACAGUAAGGACGGUGCCAAGCUGUUCAGCAAGCAGGCAAACCGUAUCCAGCGUGUGGCUCGGGGAGCGGGCGUGGCCACUCGUGAUGUCCAAGAACUUCUAACCCAGUACACCAAGUUUGCUCAGAUGGUCAAAAAGAUGGGCGGCAUCAAAGGCCUCUUUAAAGGCGGAGACAUGUCCAAGAACGUCAAUCCUUCUCAGAUGGCCAAACUCAACCAGCAAAUGGCCAAGAUGAUGGACCCUCGUGUGCUUCACCACAUGGGUGGUAUGCAAGGCCUGCAGUCGAUGAUGCGUCAGUUCCAGCAGGGCGCGGCGGGAAACAUGAAAGGCAUGAUGGGAUUCAACAACAUGUGAGCAGCACAGAAUCACAAAAGGAGGGUGGAGCUCGCUUAUUUUGCGUCUUGAAUGGACGGGACUGGAGGAUGGGCGCAGCUAGCAGUGCAACGUUUCUAUUGGUCCAUUUUUAACCUGAUGUGCAAUCGCAGGUGAAGUCAUCGCUUGUGAAACUUUUCCAAAAGGAAAUCUAUAAAGUUCGCAUGCUGAAGUCUUCUUCUUUUGUUUGUAUUUAAUUAAACUAACAGGAUGUUUCACUCUGAUGCCCAAGCAAAGAAGAAAUUUCUAACAAAUCUGACUUGUUAUCAAACUUAAAUACAGAUUGUUGGCAUCAAGGAACUGUCUUGAAGUAAGGAUCUCCAUGUAGAUAAAAUUAGUGUUUCACCACCAUCUUGUGGCUUCUAUAAGCAAAUUUAAAACAUUUGGGGUCAGGGGGCAAUUUACAUUCAAAUUUUGGAAUUAUUUUACAAUAAAUGAAAAUAUUUGG